Messenger RNA from Linnemannia hyalina, 1746 nucleotides. The record is from the annotation of a GenBank genome assembly. NCBI's taxonomy places the organism in Eukaryota, Fungi, Mortierellomycota, Mortierellomycetes, Mortierellales, Mortierellaceae.
AUGCUUUCAUUGUCGCUCUGCUUGGCAACAGUUGUUGCCCUGACAACCGUCACAGCGCAGGCGCCCUCAGCCCUGGCUUACUCCUCUUCCCUCCCCAUCCAAGAGAUCCAAGGCAUCCCCGCUGUUAACCCCGUCAAGCAGCCCUGGAUCUGGCCUCUCCCCCAGAACUGGGAACGUGGCUCCAACACCGUCAAGGUCUCCAAGAGCAUCCGCUUCGAGGGCAAAGGAGCCCGCCAGCCAAUUGUCUCCAAGGCCAUCAAGCGUUACCAGGACCUCAUGUUCAAGAAGGAGGACUACCCCAUGAUCCCCUACAACUGGUCCACCACAGACAACAAGCCCUCCCGCUCGACUCUGAGCACCGUUGUCAUUGACAUCAAGUCCAAUGACGACCAUCUCGACUUGGAUACCGAUGAGAGCUAUACAUUGACGGUCCCUAUCAGUGGUAAGGCUGUCCUCCAGGCCGAAACUAUCUAUGGUGCCCUCCAUGGUCUUGAGACCCUUUCGCAGUUGGUUCAGUACUACCCUGAGCGCAAGUCCUACUAUGUCCCUAAUGCUCCCUGGAAGAUAUCGGAUUUCCCCAAGUACAAGCACCGUGGUAUUUUGCUCGAUACCGCCCGCCACUACUACCCCAUCGAGGUGAUCGAGAAGUUUAUCGACACCCUGUCAUGGAACAAGCUGAAUGUCUUCCACUGGCACAUGAUCGAUUCGACCUCGUUCCCUUACGUCUCCAAGAAGUACCCCGAGCUUGCUACCCAUGGUGCCUACACUUCCCGCCACGUCUACACCGCCAAGGACAUCAAGCACAUUGUACAGUUUGCCAAGGAGCGCGGUGUCCGCGUUAUUCCUGAGAUGGAAGCCCCCGGUCACUCCACCUCCUGGGGAUAUGGUAUCCCUGAGAUUGCUUCGUGCCCCAACGCCCAGCCCUACUUUGGGUACACGGUCCAACCCCCCGCAGGUCAGCUCAACAUUGCCCACCCCAAGACCAAAGAAGUCGUCCACGGCUUGAUUGACGAAUGGGCCGAGCUCUUCCCCGACUCGUUCUUCCACGCUGCCGGAGACGAAGUCGUCAUGAAGUGCUGGGAAAACGACACAUACAUCACCAACCACCUCCAAAACACCAACCAGACCCUCAUGCAGCUCUUUGAGAACUUCGUCCUCGACAUGGAAGAUCACGUCCGCCAGAAGAAAAAGACUGUCAUGGUCUGGCAGGAGAUGUUGCUCGAGUACCACUUCAACCUGCCCAAGGAUACCGUCAUCCAGGUCUGGGUUGGUUCUGAAGGUGUCAAGGAGGUCACCUCCAAGGGAUACAAGACCAUCGUCUCUGCUCAGGACUAUUGGUACCUCGAUCUCGGCUUCGGUCGCCCUCGCUCGAACCCUUACCCCGAGGUCCAGGGUGCAGGAUUCAAUCACUGGAACCGUGUCUACUCAUACGACAUGCGCGCCAACCUGACCAAGACAGAGGCUGAUUUGAUUCUCGGUGCCGAGGCCACCAUGUGGGGUGAGCUCGCAGAUCCCAACAAUGUCGAGGACCGUCUCUGGCCCCGUGCUGCUGCCUUUUCAGAGCGUCUUUGGUCCGGAUACGAGAACCCCAAGGGUGAGGAGUUGGUUAGUGCCGAUGCUAUCUUGCGUCUACUCCCAUGGCGCGAGCAGUUGGUUCUUCGCGGUGUCCGUGCCGGACCCUUGAACCAGGGUUUCUGUACUCGCAAUCCUCUCGACUGCUUCCAGCCUCCUAACCCUGCCGCGUAG